AUGGAUCGAAGACUGGAGGGAUUGUUCGGGAACUUCAGUUUCCCGGUCGAUUGCAUUCGCGCAAUCGUACCUUACGCUGAGAGUUCCGCAAACCUCCAUGAUCUUGGAGAAGAUCUCACUACUCCUAGUCAACCUCAGCAACCUUUAAUGGUUAAUACACCGACUUCACAACAAUCCCAUAUAUCUAUUGCGGGCAUGCAGCACAGCUUGGCUCAGCAUAACGAUGGACAAGCAAACAAUGGACAAGCCAACGACGGGCAAGACGAAGCAGAUAACGUCAGCCCCGCAUCGGGCUUCUCAACCAACUACCACGGGACGAAGAACGAGAGAAACAAGCCUGAUGAUAUCUCGGACGAUGAGAAUUGUGCUGUCUGGAUCGAAGGUCUCCCCACCGAUAUCGAUUAUCCUAUGCUAUUGGCAGGACUUCGAGGGACUGGCAAGAUAUAUGCCGUUUUCAUCAACGAUCCUGUUAAGCGACACCAUACGUGCGCCGCGAAGGUUGAGUUCUGGGGACGAGACGGUGUGACGAGACUAUUCCAAAAGGUCGGGAAUGGCGAGCUCAGGUUCGGUGAAUUGGUGCCAACGGUACGGCCAAAUCGCGUGAAGAAGGGCGCGCAACCUGUUUCUCAUCGCUCCAGAGUCAUAGAGAUCACAGGACCUACCGGAAUAGUCAAUAUUGUGACUAUUACCGCGGAACUACAACAGGCAUUCUACUAUGACUUAGAGCUGGUCGAGACUCUCUGGACAGAGGAAGGGCAAUCAAUGAUGCGGUGGACCUUUGCAUCCUAUAGAAAUCAAGCUGAAACCGCAAUGCGCAUCUUCGCCAGUAGGAAGAAUAACGUCGAACCAUCUUUAUGGCAGCAGGUCCAUUUCCGCUGGGGGCGGGAUCCAUGUGAGCCUUGAAGCUUAACCAUUGAGGCGGCAUCAGAGGAUUGAGAUUGUAUUAGGGGAUUGAUAUUGUAUUAGGUGGACUUUAACAGAUGUUGUGGUCGCUAGGGGCACACGGAUAAGGAGGGAUGAAAUAAAUUGCGUUGUCUUUCCUUGUUCAUACAUAUUUCAGUCUGAUUCUAUGUCAGGUGGUAUAUCGGCUCUGCUCCGGUACUCUAAUCAUUCCUCAUACUAUUGCCGCGUUGUGUUGUUUAGG
Daldinia vernicosa is the source of this 1144-nucleotide messenger RNA. RefSeq lists its product as uncharacterized. The transcript has 2 exons. Gene Ontology annotation, molecular function: nucleic acid binding. The record is from RefSeq and is a predicted model, not a curated record. NCBI's taxonomy places the organism in Eukaryota, Fungi, Ascomycota, Sordariomycetes, Xylariales, Hypoxylaceae. Bases 1 to 903 code for a protein of 300 amino acids.